Messenger RNA from Drosophila takahashii, 2282 nucleotides. RefSeq names its product unc-4 (gene unc-4). Gene Ontology annotation, molecular function: sequence-specific double-stranded DNA binding; DNA-binding transcription factor activity, RNA polymerase II-specific. Lineage: Eukaryota; Metazoa; Arthropoda; Insecta; Diptera; Drosophilidae. The record is from RefSeq and is a predicted model, not a curated record. Gene Ontology annotation, biological process: regulation of DNA-templated transcription.
GUCCUACGCGAGUGAAUAAAAAACAAACCCCCUUCAGUGCACAAAUAGACCUGCUUGAUGGCCUAAACUACAGACCAUAAUGGUUUUGGAGACCUCCGAGGGCGAUAGCAAAAAGUUCCUGACCAACAACAAUAACAACAACAACAACAACUCGAGUGCCAGCCGAAACAACAACAAUCAUAGUCCCAAGGAGAAUCCGGAAGAGACGACUCCCCCUGGAAGGAGUAACCACAACCAUAGGAGUUCCAUCACUAGCUCCUCCACUUCCGUUUCCGGUUGCGGCAUGCCCUCCGAGGGCCUCCACCCGACGGCCGCCCUCCAGCUUUAUGCCGCCGCCGCCCAACUGGCGCCCGGCGGCGUUCGCGUCCCGCCCUGGGGUCCCUUCCUCCAGUUCGGCGUUCCCGGGGUCUUUGGCCCCAACGGACCCUUCUUGGGGCGCCCCCGCUUCGAUGCCGCCGCCGGUGGCGGUGGUCACCCGAAUUCCGCCGCCGCCGCUGCUGCCGCCACCCAAAUGGCGGCGGUAAAUGCCAGCAAUGCAUUCGCCAACCUAACGGGACUGAGUGCGGCGGCAUUGCGGAACGUGAGUGCCGCCCAAACGACCGCCGUGGCCGCCGUCGCAAGUACAGUGGCCACCAUCCAGCACCGACUGAUGAUCGGCAACCGGCAGAGUUUGCCGCCGGCGGGACCGCCCAGCGAAGGAUCGAAUGAGGAUGGCGGCUUUCCCGGCGACGGCGACGACGACAGCAGCGCGGCCAAGCGGCGAAGGUCGCGGACCAACUUCAACUCCUGGCAACUGGAGGAGCUGGAGAGGGCCUUCUCCGCCAGUCACUAUCCGGAUAUCUUCAUGCGGGAGGCCCUGGCCAUGCGGCUGGACCUCAAGGAGUCGCGAGUUGCGGUAUGGUUCCAGAAUCGACGUGCCAAGGUGCGUAAGCGCGAGCACACGAAGAAGGGACCCGGUCGCCCCGCCCACAACGCCCAGCCGCAGACCUGCAGCGGCGAACCCAUUCCGCCCAACGAGCUCAAGGCCAAGGAGCGAGCCCGUCGUCGAAAGAAGCUGGCCAAGGCCAUUGACCGGCAGGCCCGGAAGCUGCAGGCCAAGGGCAUCACCGUGGACCUGGAGGCCCUGAAGGCCGAGUACAUAUCACAGCACAAGGCGAACGGCACCUUCUCCGACUCGGAUCUCGAGGACGAUGGCAUCCAGAUCGACGUGGUGGGCGGCACGGAUAGCGAUGAUGAGGGGGACAGCGAUGCAGUCAGCCCGGUGCGUCUGGGCGGCGGCGGAGGAGGAGGAGGCGGUGGCGGAGGAGGAGGCUCCUCCCAGCAGAACUCCUCCAUCCAUUGUGGCCUGGACGGCGAUGGCGACAGUUCGCGGGCGGGCAGCUUCAUCGGCGGAGGCGGUAGCCUCGGAAGCCCCAGUUCGGUGGCCCCGCCCUCGAUGCUCUCGAAUGGAGCAGCAACUGGCGGAGGAUUCGGCAAGCUGGAGCCCAUGGACGGCAAUGAGUCCGAGGAGCGGGACAGGGAGCGGGACUCGCCGAAGCCGCUGCUCUUUCCCGCCAAGGCCUUCCACCAACUGAACCUGCAGAGCAGCCAGCAGCACCAUGGAUUGGUGGGUCAGGGUCAGGGCUCCGGAGGAGGACACCAUCAGCACCACCACCACCUCCAGCACCACCUGCAUCAUGGAAACGCCUCCGCUUCGGCGGCGGCGGCUGUGGCCAAUCUGGUCCACCAGACGUCGCCCAUCAGCAUGCGGCGGAGCAAUCCCUUCAGCAUCGAGUCGCUGCUGUUCAACAACACGUGAGGAAACCCCCUGGACAUCCAGCUGGACAUAUUGAAGCAUCAUCCCUUGAUUUUCGCGUUCCUAGAAUAUUUUGCUCAAUUUUAUCCCAACCUUCGCCGCCCGCUAAGUUGUACCACCAUCAUUUGUAUCCUUGGUUCAGAGCUUGAAUAUUCCCUAAGUGAUUUAUUUAUUCAAAUGUAUUUUGUAAUGUAUCUUUUUUUUGUAUUUUUUUUUUAGUACACCUUGUUCCCAGACAGAGACUAAAUUAGUGUUGUAAAUGAAUUUAUUAUUUGUACUUCGUAUAUAUAUAUAUAAAUAUAGAUAACCUUUUUUUUUAAAGUGGCUGAUGCCCAAAGCAAUGCUUGAAACAUGAAUAAUAUAAUUAUGUAAUAGAGGUCUAUUAACUAAGGAACUUUUUUUUCAAAACUGUGAGUGUGAAUGCGUGUGUGUGUGUGAGAGAGUGUGUAAAAAUGUAAUUUAAUUUAGCAAAACAAAAAUAAAGGGA